Molecule: messenger RNA, 2931 nt
Organism: Xenopus tropicalis (tropical clawed frog)
Lineage: Eukaryota; Metazoa; Chordata; Amphibia; Anura; Pipidae
Gene: heatr3
Product: HEAT repeat containing 3
Source: RefSeq, marked provisional
UGCGGAACAGCUAUGGGGAAGAGCCGGGCUCGAAGGUUUAAACCUGGGUUGUUUGCCCCUACAUUGCCAGUCAGACAGUCAAACGGACACGGCGAGCAGGAAAACUGUGAGACACUGCAGGCGGAGGAGCUGCUGCAGAAGCUCCAGAGUCCCAGUCCCGAAGUAAGGGAAUUUGCUUGUGCCAGUAUCUCCAGACUUGUCCAGCUGAAAAAAGUGAUCCCAUCGUUCUUGCAGAAAGAUGCGGUCCGAUGCCUGGGGCCACUUCUGCUCGAUACGUGCCUGUCCGUACGGGAGACUGCUGCUGGUGCUUUACGAAACUUGAGCACCUGUGGUGGUUUUGACGUAUGCGAUGAUAUGGUGACCAGGGAUAUCAUGACACCAUUGGUGGUUUUGCUACGUGAGUGUGCGACUAGUCUAGAUGUCAAUAUCGAAUCUACAAUAAAAAGCAAUGAUAUUACCAAAAACUAUGUGCAAGAUAUUGCAAACCAGGCUCUUAAUGUACUGUGGAAUGUGUGUGAAAGCAGCAGUAAAGCAUUGUGUAUAUUUAACAAAGAAAGAUGUGUGGACAUUGUUCUUCAGUGUCUGAGCAAGUUCCAAACUAAUACUGAAAUGGCAAUUUCAGCAGCAUACUGCCUACAGACAGUCACAGAAGAUAAUCAAGAUCUUUUAAACUCAGUUGACACUUCUUCUCUGCAGAUGCUGGAGUCUGUGAUGUUAGCCUCAGCUAAUAACAUGGAUAUUAGGCUAUUACAGACAUUAGCUGCUGGGUCAAUUUGGAAUUUACGAGAGAGAAUUCCAUCCUCCAUGCAAGCAGAUUCGAUAACUGCCAUUCUAAGAAUCUUCGCUGAGGUUCUCACUGUUGAUGCUGGCCAAUAUAUUGUUCAGAUGAAAGAAGCAGAGUCAAAAAGGUUAAGUGCAGCCACUGUUGAGCAUGAGACUGAAGAAACUACAGCAAUUCUAGAUACUUCUUUGAAUGAAGAGGAUGAAAAGAUAGAUGGUUUCAGUAAUCAAAAGAGGCUUACGGAUAUUUCCGAUUUGAUCCCGGCUGCAAAUGAUGAGAUAAGGCAAGCUACAGCACUGUUGGUGGCACAGAAAACAGCACUGGAAAUUAUUGUAAACAUGUGCUGUAGUGAUGACCCAUCUGAUGAUGAAUGGGAGAUGCUGUCCAGCAGUGAUGAAAGUGAUUUAGGUCUUGAAAAAUCAUUGAAUGAUAGUGGUGGCCAGUUACUGUCCCCCCUUUGUCUGUCUGAUGAGGUUCACUCUGCUCUUCUUAACCAUCUUAUUCCUAAAAAGGUGUUUGAAAAGACUAGGUUUCCAAAUAGCUCUGCUUUAAAUAUCUGUCAAGAGGCCUCUCCAUGGAAACCAAUGAUUCCAAGGUUGUACACAAUACAGUACAGAGCUUUGACCUGUUUAAACAACAUCCUGUCUGUGUUUGAUGUGGAAAACCUUGGAGGAGCCUCUGCCCUGCAGGAGCUGGCUCAGCACCUCUUAGAGAUUGUUUUUACUCAGUCUGAUGUGCAAAAUCAAGAUGAAUUUUUAGAAGCAGCAAGCAGUGCUGUACGGGCCUUAUUGCAGAUAAUGGCUUCCAAAGGAAUACCACAGUGUAUGAUGCCAGAACAGAUCAUGAGUCUCUGUGAAGUUUGUGUUCAGAGUAAAAACACUAGUGCAAGAGUGAAUGCAGUCAGUAUUCUUGGUAUCACGGGUAGUGUCUUGGCUAAGACUGAAAACACAUCAGAUACAUUAAAGGCAAUUGGAUCCUUGCUUCUUGGAAUUGCUGCUAAUGACUCCUCUCUAGUGGUGUCUGGGGGUGCAUUAGAUGCACUUAUUGAUGUAUUUGCAGAUGGAGAAGAAUCUGAAAAGGCUGCAUUAGAAAUAAGUUUACUCCAGGAACUCGGAAAAAUCCAGCCAGUUUUUAAAACAAAGAUACGAAAGGAUGGAAGAGAAAAAUACAACAUGGAUCAACUGUGCGUUUUGGAUAACGUGCGAACAAAUCUGAGGCGAUUUAUAUCUUACCUUGAGAGCGUAGAGAAAAAGCACAGAUCAUGAGACUGCUGGGUUAUCUAUCUAUAUAUAUAUAUAUAUAUAUAUAUAUAUAUAUAUAUAUAUAUAUAUAUAUAUAUAUAUAUAUAUAUAUAUAUAUAUAUUAUAAUAUAUAUAUAUAUAUAUUAUAAUAUAUAUAUAUAUAUAUAUAUUAUAAUAUAUAUAUAAAAUACAUAUAUAUAAUAUGAAAUAUUCGUGUGUGUGGGGGGGCUUAUAAAUGUGUGUGUAUAUAAAAUUUAAGGUAAGAGAUUUGGAACUUGCCUCAAAACCCCAACUCCUAACAUCAAGUGAUGUUAAUGUUUUUUAUGUACACAAACAACUGUAAAAUCCAACAACUGAAUAUCUCUGAAAAUCUGACAAUUAAUUACAUUACAUAUUUUAGGAGAUAUUCAGUUGUUGGAUUUUACAGAACUUAUUAUCAACUACAGGCAGGGCCACCAUCAGGAAGGGAUAGGCUGAGGUUGUCAGUGUGUCCAGGCUGUUGUGAAAGAGGUUGGGCUUCCUGUCAGAAGGGUGUAGUUUUAAUGAACCCAGAGUGGAUUUGAGCAGUUUGGACACAUUGGGAGCAUAGCCAUGCAGGCUGUACACUUUACCCUAACCUUGAGAGGCUUGUUUGCCUGGAAGAAAUGAUCCUAGUGUUUUGUUCCUAUGCAACAGAAUGCUCAUUUAAGUGAGCAUUAAGUGAGAAAUUGUUGGAAAAUCUUUAAAGCAAAGAGGAAUUGCAGCUUUAACGCUUUUCUUCAACAGCUGGCUAACAGAAUAUCCAUCUGUUACUCUUUGUAUCAGUAUUUUUAGCAUUUUGAUUGAUGUGCUGACAUCCUAGGGUUGUUACAAUAUAAAAUCCCGUAUUUAUGAAAAUACUUUGCCAAUAAAAUAUUUAUAAUUCCUUGG